AUGUCUUCACCAACUACUCGGAGGAGCCGUGCCUCCAAUAAAUCGUCGACACCGUCAAGAUCAUCUCGCGAACCUCCCAGCAGCCCGACUCUGCGAGAAGCCACUCCCCGUGCGGCCAGAGCCCUCGCUGCUGAGCGCAAUAUGCCAUCGUCAUCCCCGGCAGCCUACGAGUCCUCUUCUCCCAUGGGCCAACGGAAUGAGACACCUGAUAUCCGUAUGGCCGACGGGAGCUCACAGGUCGAUGAUGGGGACAGGACUCCACGGGCGAACCAGGGAGUUCGAGACUCCUCUCCAAUCAGUUACAUCGCUAGCUCCAGCCCCGCCCGUGGUUUGGGUCGGUCAGAUAUCCGCUCCGACAUCCGAUCCGAUGCCCUGAGCACUAGUAGUGGUCUCUUCGUCUCCCCUAGCGGCGGUCGUCGAAGCGCUCGCCGCAGCGAACUCCACUCCGGUGGGUUGGCAUCGACUCCUGCUCGUCGGAAUCGCAUGUUCGUUGGUCCCAAUGGCAUGCCCAUGGGCGACAAUGCCCCUCGCUCCGAUGCUACUUUCUCGAACAUAAAUCCCGGCACCUCCGAGGCGGAGGCCAUGGCAGGAAACUCCACUCGUGUGAUUUGGGGUACGAACGUCUCUAUUCAUGACUCCAUGUCCGCUUUCAAAAAUUUCCUGUACAACUUUGCCACGAAAUACCGCCUCUGGGCGGAUGGUGCGUCGGAGGACGAGACCCGGAUCCUGGGUGAUGCCGCUGAGAAGCGGGAAUACAUAACGAUGAUGAACGACAUGCGGCGACUCGGCAUGACGACUUUCAAUCUCGAUUGCAAAAACCUCAAGUCCUACCCCCUCACCCAGAAGCUAUGGCACCAGCUGCUCGCAUACCCGCAGGAAAUCGUGCCAUUGAUGGAUCAGGCUGUCAAGGAUGUCAUGGUUGAUUUGGCUCUGAAGGAGAUGGACGUGAUGCGGUCCGAGAUUCAGCGGAGUGGCCAAUCCCGCGACCGUCGUGGCCAGUCUAUCCUGACCUCGGACGGUGUUGGUCCCGCCGCUGAUGUUCCUGAUCUGGUUGGCGAGGUCGAGGCCGUCAACUAUAAGGUCCUGCCGUUUGGAAUGGACGAAAGCAUUAACAUGAGAGAUCUGGAUCCAGCUGAUAUGGACAAGCUGGUCAGCAUUAAGGGUCUCGUCAUUCGUACCACGCCUAUUAUUCCGGAUAUGAAGGAUGCAUUCUUCCGCUGCAGCGUCUGCAGCUACGGUGUUACAGUUGAGAUUGACCGUGGCCGAAUCGCUGAGCCCACAACCUGUCUUCGCGACUCUUGCAAGUCGCAGAAUUCCAUGCAGCUCAUUCACAACCGCUGCAACUUCUCGGACAAGCAGGUCAUCAAGCUCCAAGAAACCCCCGAUAAUAUCCCGGACGGUCAAACUCCCCACUCCGUAUCUCUUUGUGUCUACGACGAGUUGGUCGAUAUCUGCAAGGCCGGUGAUCGCGUGGAGGUGACGGGUAUUUUCCGCUGCAAUCCCAUGCGCGUCAGUGCCCGCCAGCGCUCGCAAAAGGCUCUGUUCAAGACCUACAUCGAUGUCCUGCAUGUCCAGAAGGUCGACCGCAAGAAGAUGGGUAUCGACGUAUCCACCAUCGAGCAAGAAAUGUCUGAGCAGGCUGCCGAGGCCGACCAAGCCCGCAAGAUCUCGGCCGAGGAAGAGGAGAAGAUCAAGCGGACUGCCUCCCGCCCCGAUCUCUACGAUUUGCUGGCCCGGUCGUUGGCCCCCAGCAUCUACGAGUUGGACGACGUAAAAAAGGGUAUCCUUUUGCAGCUGUUUGGCGGUACCAACAAGACCUUCCAGAAGGGCGGUAACCCGCGCUACCGUGGCGACAUCAAUAUCCUGCUUUGCGGUGACCCCUCGACCGCCAAGUCCCAACUGCUGCGCUACGUGCACAAGAUCGCCCCCGUGGGUUCUUCGGCUGUUGGCUUGACAGCCUAUGUGACUCGUGACCCGGAGACCAAGCAGAUGGUCCUGGAGUCUGGUGCCCUCGUUUUAUCCGAUGGUGGUACCUGCUGCAUCGACGAGUUCGAUAAAAUGAAUGAAGCCACCCGCUCUGUCCUCCACGAAGUGAUGGAGCAGCAGACCGUAUCCAUCGCCAAGGCCGGUAUCAUUACCACCCUCAACGCCCGGACAUCUAUCCUGGCUUCGGCCAACCCCAUUGGCAGUCGGUACAACCCCAAGUUGCCCGUUCCACAGAACAUUGAUCUGCCCCCAACUCUCCUCUCCCGUUUUGAUUUGGUCUACCUGGUUCUGGAUCGUGUGGACGAGACCGAGGAUCGUCGGCUGGCCAAGCACUUGGUCGGCAUGUAUUUGGAAGAUACCCCCGAACAUGCGGCAUCCGAGGAAGUCCUGCCCAUUGAAUUCCUCACAGCCUACAUCACCUACGCGAAGACUCUAGUCCACCCGGUCCUCACCCCCGAAGCCGGCAGCGCCCUGUCCGAUGCCUACGUCGCCAUGCGCCAGCUCGGCGACGAUAUCCGCGCCUCGGAACGCCGCAUCACAGCCACGACGCGACAACUGGAAUCCAUGAUCCGCCUGUCAGAAGCGCACGCUCGCAUGCGCCUCUCGCCCGAAGUUACUGUCGCGGACGUCGACGAGGCAGUGCGUCUGAUCCGCUCGGCCAUCAAGCAAGCUGCAACGGACGCGCGCACCGGCCUAAUCGACAUGGGCCUGCUGACAGAGGGAACCAGCGCCAGCGAGCGCCGGCUUCGCGAGGACCUCAAGCGCGCAGUGCUAUCGCGGCUCGAGGAGCGAGGCGGUGUGGCUGGCACUGCGGUGCGCUGGGGUGAUUUGUUCCGCGAUCUGAGCGAGUCGAGCGAUGUCGCGCUGGACCAUCAUCAGUUUGGCGAUGCGGUCCGGGCGCUCGAGGCCGAGGGAGCGGUGCAUGUUUCUGGUGAGGGGCCGCGGCGGAGUAUUCGUCGGGCGGCGAUGGGUCUGCCUUGA
Penicillium canariense is the source of this 2967-nucleotide messenger RNA. RefSeq names its product MCM DNA helicase complex subunit MCM4. Gene Ontology annotation, cellular component: nucleus; MCM complex. The record is from RefSeq and is a predicted model, not a curated record. The transcript is spliced from 6 exons. Lineage: Eukaryota; Fungi; Ascomycota; Eurotiomycetes; Eurotiales; Aspergillaceae. Bases 1 to 2967 code for a protein of 988 amino acids. Gene Ontology annotation, molecular function: single-stranded DNA binding; ATP binding; single-stranded DNA helicase activity. Gene Ontology annotation, biological process: DNA strand elongation involved in DNA replication; mitotic DNA replication initiation; double-strand break repair via break-induced replication.